Molecule: messenger RNA, 1660 nt
Organism: Anopheles aquasalis
Lineage: Eukaryota; Metazoa; Arthropoda; Insecta; Diptera; Culicidae
Product: tRNA dimethylallyltransferase
Biological process (GO): tRNA modification
Cellular component (GO): mitochondrion
Molecular function (GO): tRNA dimethylallyltransferase activity
Source: RefSeq, a predicted model, not a curated record
GCGAGCGUGAGUGAGAGUACGCGCUGUCAUCGGUGGUAGUUGUCAAUGGCCGCGUGGCUAGUCGCCGGGUUUCGUGAAGUAGCAGCGCGUUUUUCGGUGCGUUUUCGUUGCGGUGGUGCUUCCCGGGGUGUGUUCCGUGCAAGGGUAACCGGUAACAGUGACAGUAGUGCCAAGAUGGACCCAACAGCAGCGCCACCGAUCGUUGUCAUCCUCGGCUCAACCGGUACCGGCAAGACGAAGCUAUCGCUCGAGCUGGCCGUCCGGUACGGGGGCGAGAUUGUCAGUGCCGACUCGAUGCAGGUUUACAAAGGAUUGGACAUUGUGACGGCAAAGGCAACCAAGGCGGAGCAGGCGAUGGCGAAGCACCAUCUACUGGAUGUGGUGACACCGGACAGGGCUUUCACCGUCACCCACUUUCGCGAACAAGCGCUACCGAUCAUUGAUUCGCUACUGGCGGCCGGUAGGAUGCCGAUCGUGGUCGGUGGCACCAACUACUACAUCGAGAGCUUACUGUGGCAGGUGCUAAUCGGGGACGGUGUCCGGCGGGAACACAUUCGGUCCCGGAAUGCCGCCAGUAGUGACGGGCCAACGAAGCGCCCGAAAACCGAUGGCGAUGGUAGUGGCUCGGCAGUGGCCGACCAGCAGCAACAGGUGAGGGAGCUGGUGGGCCGGUGCCGUGCCGGGACGGUAACGGUGGAUCAGCUGGAAUCGUACGAUGGGCCGCUGCUGCACGCGGUGCUGGCGGCCGUCGAUCAACCGUCGGCCAACCGGCUCCAUCCGAACAACAAGCGCAAGAUCGUCCGCGCACUGGAAGUGUACUUGGACUCGGGUGGAACUCAGACGAUGGAUCAAGUGCUGCACGCGCAACGGGCAGCCCCGGGUGCCUCUAGCUUGGGUGGACCGCUGCGCUACGGGAACGUCGUGAUCCUGUGGCUCCGAUGCGACCAGGAUGCAUUGAACAACCGGUUGGAUGCGCGCGUUGACAGCAUGGUAGCCCAGGGUUUGCUACCGGAGAUCCGUGCCUUCUAUGAGCAGCACGUGAAACCAUACGAGCACCAUGACUACCAUCAAGGCAUUCUGCAAAGUAUCGGCUUCAAAGAGUUCGUAAAGUACCUGGAGCGCUACGAUGCCGCACAGGAUCGGCUGCUGCUGGAGCAUCUUACGGGCCGGACUGCCGAUGGUGCGGCCCAGCCCGACGGUCUGGCGGCACUGGGCGUUUGUCUGGACUAUCUGAAACUGGUAACCCGUCGGUACGCCCGCCGGCAGCAACAGUGGAUCAAGAACCGCUUCCUGGGUACGCUGGAUCGUGACGUGCCACCGAUCUAUGCGCUCGACACCACCGAUACCGCCUGCUGGACUGCCCAGGUGACGGACCGGGCUGUGGCGAUCGUCGAUGCAGUGCUCGGUGGCAGGACGCCACCGUACGAACCGGUGGCCAGGUGUGCGAACCCGGCGUCCAAGGCCAGCCUGUCCAAGGAGGGAUUUUUCGAGUGUACGGUCUGCCGACGGGUCAUCAUCGGGGAGUAUCAGUGGCAGCUUCAUCUGCGCUCGAACAAACAUCGAAAGGUGGCAAAGCGGAGCGCUGCUGCUAGUGGGGAGGGUGGCGAGAAGAAACAGUCGCAAACCACGGGACCAACGCAGUAGAGUAGACGGCACUAGA